CGGGAUCGGCCCGGGGCGCCCCCUGGUGGGGCGCGGGCGGCAGCCGUUCCCGCAGGCCUGCUCGCGCCCGGCCGGCCGCUGUUACGCAAUGGAAAUUGCGAAAGCUCCGCCCGCCCUGCCGGCCCUCUUAGGGAGAAUGCGGUCUCUUUGGUGGAUUUUUUUUUUUUUUUUAAUCUUUGAGUACUGGUUUUUCGGUCGAUGUCUUUUAGAAUGGAUAGAUGUGAUUUUCUCCUCAAUCUUGAGAAAUUUGCCCAGCAGCUUCGGAAACCUUAAAGCAUAAAACCUUUUCAAUUUCAAUGUUUACUUGAAACGGGGCAUUUUGCUUCGAAAAGUUAAAAAUGUCACUUAAUUUCAGGCAGUUUUCCUAAUUAAGAUUUGUUCAUUGAAGAGUUCUUUGUCUAGCUUUUGUUCUGGCUCACUUUACAGUCGAGGACACUGAAGCCCAGGAAAGUUUCUUUACCUAUGUAGCUCUUUCCCAAUAUGUAGAUUUCCUGAGUGAUUUCUGCCAAAUGACCUUGUUUUAUUAUUAGUGUAAGAUUAGAUUGAAAGAUGUAUUUGGAAGAACUUCACAGGUUUUGGAAGGAUAUUUGUAGUAUUGAUUUACUAUCUGAAUUUAGCCUGUGUAACGGAAAACGACCUGUAGAACAAGAACCAAGUACACGGGAAGCCACCUUGCAGUGGGCAAGACUGGGUUUGGCUUCAGCUGUGCAACUUGGAGCAUUUUAGCUUGGUAACAUUGAUCCCCUUUCAGGUGAGUAUUGGCCCUGCAAUUUGGAUUUGAGUAAGAAAUUGUAGUGUUUGCUGCUGGUAAGGUAAAACCAUCAGAUAUUCCAAAUCAAAAUUCCAUACCAAGUUUAUUCAGAAUAUACCAUAAAAUCACACACUUGACAGUCUGCUGAGGAGUUAGAAAAGAAUGUUAAUGGAGACACUUGGGUAGUGAGGACUUGGCGAUAACUUCAUUAAGAAACUGCUUCUAAUAUUGGAUCUUCUUGGGAAUGUAUUCAGGGAAUAAGAAAGUUUGGUCAUGGGAGAAUAAUUGCUUCAUUACUGCUAGAGACACACUGGGAGUUAGUAAUACCUUGGUCAUUCUGGGCUUUGCAAAUGAUCUGCUUUGUAGUGGGGGUGUGAAUGGGCAUUUCAUCUGUAUCACCCAGCGGUGGUUUUUAGUUUUAAAUUCUGUAUUAACGGUUGUUUUCUUUCCAGACUGCAAAAUUCAAAAUGGGGCUCAAGGUAUUCGUUUCAUCUACACCAGAGAAGGCAGACCGAGUGGCGAGGCUUUUGUUGAACUUGAAUCAGAAGAUGAAGUCAAAUUGGCCCUGAAAAAAGACAGAGAAACUAUGGGACACAGAUAUGUUGAAGUAUUCAAGUCAAACAACGUUGAAAUGGAUUGGGUGUUGAAGCAUACUGGUCCAAAUAGUCCUGACACGGCCAAUGAUGGCUUUGUACGGCUUAGAGGACUCCCCUUUGGAUGUAGCAAGGAAGAAAUUGUUCAGUUCUUCUCAGGGUUGGAAAUCGUGCCAAAUGGGAUAACAUUGCCGGUGGACUUCCAGGGGAGGAGUACGGGGGAGGCCUUCGUGCAGUUUGCUUCACAGGAAAUAGCUGAAAAGGCUCUAAAGAAACACAAGGAAAGAAUAGGGCACAGGUAUAUCGAAAUCUUUAAGAGCAGUCGUGCUGAAGUUAGAACUCACUAUGAUCCUCCACGAAAACUUAUGGCCAUGCAGCGACCAGGUCCCUAUGACAGACCUGGGGCUGGCAGAGGGUAUAACAGCAUUGGCAGGGGAGCUGGCUUUGAAAGGAUGAGGCGUGGUGCUUAUGGUGGAGGCUAUGGAGGCUAUGAUGAUUAUAAUGGCUAUAAUGAUGGCUAUGGAUUUGGAUCAGAUAGAUUUGGAAGAGACCUCAAUUACUGUUUUUCAGGAAUGUCAGAUCACAGAUACGGGGAUGGUGGCUCUACUUUCCAGAGCACAACAGGACACUGUGUACACAUGCGGGGAUUACCUUACAGAGCUACUGAGAAUGACAUUUAUAAUUUUUUUUCACCACUCAACCCUGUGAGAGUACAUAUUGAAAUUGGUCCUGAUGGCAGAGUAACUGGUGAAGCAGAUGUGGAGUUUGCAACUCAUGAAGAUGCAGUGGCAGCUAUGUCAAAAGACAAAGCAAAUAUGCAACACAGAUAUGUAGAACUCUUCUUGAAUUCUACAGCAGGAGCAAGCGGUGGUGCUUACGAACACAGAUAUGUAGAACUCUUCUUGAAUUCUACAGCAGGAGCAAGCGGUGGUGCUUAUGGUAGCCAAAUGAUGGGAGGCAUGGGCUUGUCAAACCAGUCCAGUUAUGGUGGCCCAGCCAGCCAGCAGCUGAGUGGUGGUUAUGGAGGCGGUUAUGGUGGCCAGAGCAGCAUGAGUGGAUAUGACCAAGUUUUACAGGAAAACUCCAGUGAUUUUCAAUCAAACAUUGCAUAGGCAGCCAAGGAACAGUGAACAGCAGCUACUACAGUAGUGGAAGCCGAGCAUCUAUGGGAGUGAACGGAAUGGGAGGGAUGUCUAGCAUGUCCAGUAUGAGUGGUGGAUGGGGAAUGUAAUUGGUCCUGAUCACUGACUCUUAGUCGACAUUUUUAAAAAGAAAAACAACUUAAGUUUUAACAGUUUUGCAAUACAAGCUUGUGAUUUAUGCUUACUCUAAGUGGGAAUCAGGAUUGUUUUAAAGACUUAAGGUUCAGUAUUUUUGAACACAAACAUUCAUCUAGGAUGUAACAACUAAGUUGAGUAAACUAUAACUGUUAAAUAAUUUUCAGCUUUUCUCAAGUUAGUUAUAUUGUAGGAUGUACUUAAGCAGUAAGUGUAUUUAGGUUAAAGCAGUUGAAUUAUGUUAAAUGUUGCUCUUAUACCACAUUACAUUGAACACUGUUUGAGUGCAUGUUGAAAGACAUGCUUUUUUGUAAAACUCAAUAUAGGAGCUGUGUCUACAAUUAAAAGUGAAACAUUUGGCAUGUUUGUUAAUUCUAGUUUUCAUUUAAUAACCUCUAAGGCACGUAAGUUUAAGCUUUUUUUUUUUAAGUUAAUGGGGAAAAUUUGAGACGCAAUACCAAUACUUUAGGAUUCUGGUCUUGGUGUUUGUAUGAAAUUCUGAGGCCUUGAUUUAAAUCUUUCAUUGUAUUGUGAUUUCCUUUUAGGUGUAUUGCGCUAAGUGAACUUGUCAAAUAAAUCUUCCUUUUAAAAACUGCA
Phacochoerus africanus (Common warthog) is the source of this 3218-nucleotide messenger RNA. RefSeq names its product heterogeneous nuclear ribonucleoprotein H1 (gene HNRNPH1). The transcript is spliced from 12 exons. The record is from RefSeq and is a predicted model, not a curated record. Gene Ontology annotation, cellular component: ribonucleoprotein complex; nucleoplasm. Gene Ontology annotation, molecular function: RNA binding. Lineage: Eukaryota; Metazoa; Chordata; Mammalia; Artiodactyla; Suidae. Gene Ontology annotation, biological process: regulation of RNA splicing. The coding region runs from base 996 to 2456 and encodes 486 amino acids.